This is a messenger RNA of Temnothorax curvispinosus, 626 nucleotides long. Its product is annotated as cytochrome P450 4c21-like. Gene Ontology annotation, molecular function: iron ion binding; heme binding; oxidoreductase activity, acting on paired donors, with incorporation or reduction of molecular oxygen. The record is from RefSeq and is a predicted model, not a curated record. Bases 16 to 546 code for a protein of 176 amino acids. Lineage: Eukaryota; Metazoa; Arthropoda; Insecta; Hymenoptera; Formicidae. The transcript has 5 exons.
UUACAAUUAAGUGUGAUGAAGGUGAUUAAGAUGAAGAGUCCAAUAAUGCGAGAUAUAGAAGCUCAAGAUACGGAUUUUAUAUUCUCAUUGUGCGAUCGAAUCUUGAAUCGAGAUACGACUGUUAGGAGAAUGGAUUUUAUCUUUUUGGCACUAUGCAUUGUUUUGAUUUUCGCGAUUUUUCUGCAUCAGCAGUAUACUGUUCGACAGAAAUUUAAAAACUUUCCCCAAAUCGACGCAUAUCCUAUCGUUGGUGUGGCGAUUAAGUUAGCGAGGCUGUCGCACUAUGAGCGCUUGAAAUACUUUGUAUCACUUAUGGAGAGGUGUAAGGAAGAAAUAUUUGUACAAUGGCUAGUAAACAAGCCUAUGAUUAAUGUGUAUAAGCCAGAACAUUUAGAGCAAGUUUUUCCUAGCACCGUAAAUAUCACAAAAGGAGAAGAGUAUGAUCUGCUCAGGCCUUGGUUGGGCAACGGACUUCUGACCUCUACGGGUAAAGAUGCAAAAUCAUUACAUGUUUACCAAACAUGUUUGGUCUGCACUUACGGUUAAAUAAGCUGCGUAAAAAAACAAAACAAGUUUUAUCACAGAUCUACUAUAUGUGCCUCAACACAAUUAAGAAAUAAUAUAUU